Molecule: messenger RNA, 949 nt
Organism: Impatiens glandulifera
Lineage: Eukaryota; Viridiplantae; Streptophyta; Magnoliopsida; Ericales; Balsaminaceae
Product: chaperonin-like RbcX protein 2, chloroplastic
Exons: 5
Coding region: 145-762 (205 amino acids)
Biological process (GO): ribulose bisphosphate carboxylase complex assembly
Molecular function (GO): protein folding chaperone
Source: RefSeq, a predicted model, not a curated record
UCUCUUUAUACUCUUUCCGUCUAUGUUCAUGAUUCUUUGACUGUAUUUGUCAAUUUUUCACUUUUUCUAAAAACCCACUUUCCUUUCUUCUUCAAUCUCUCGUCAGUUCUGCAAAUCUAGAUAAUUUCUGUGUGAAUUCCAGAAAUGGUGGGUGGUUUCUCGAUGGUGGGUUCAUCCAUUAUGGAUUCCCAUUCGUCUCCUCCAUGUUUGUGCUUAGAUUCUAUGUAUUCAUCCAAUUUGAGAAAGCAUCUUCAGUAUCGGCCAUGGUCGGUAGAAUUAAGCAGCUCAUUUGUGGAUUCGCGUCAUGGAUGGCUUCAAAUGACUGCUGCUAGGAGAAGGAGAAAGCAAAACAAAGAUUCUUUCUUUAAAAUUGUUAGUGAAUUGGGUGGGCAGUAUGAUGAUACCUUUGAGGAUGUUAAGACACAACUUCUUAAUUAUUUCACAUAUAAGGCAGUGAGGACAGUCCUAACACAGCUUUACGAGAUGAAUCCAACGCAAUAUCGAUGGUUCUAUGAUUUUGUUGCUUCAAACAAACCGGGUGAUGGCAAACGCUUUAUACGCAGACUUGUAAAGGAGAAGCAAGACCUAGCCGAAAGGGUAAUGGUAACGCGACUUCACUUAUACGGGAAGUGGGUCAAGAAAUGUGAUCACGCCCAAAUGUAUCAGAUGAUCUCAGACGAGAAUCUGGAGUUGAUGCGAGAACGGCUCCUUGAGACUGUAAUAUGGCCAUCCGAUGACACAAACACUGAGAAGAUCGGAUGAUUCGAAUUUAAAACCGAACUCAGCAUAAGAUAGUAUUGUAUUAUUGUUUAGGGUUUAAACCUAAUUGUAUCAUUGCCCAACUAGGGGUGUAGAGAAUACAUGGUAAUUGAUAUGCUACAUUGCUGAUUUAUUGUCCCAGAAAAAGAACUUAAUGGCAGUUGAUGGUCAAUUUGAAUAUAGUUUAUAA